This is a messenger RNA of Laccaria bicolor S238N-H82, 345 nucleotides long. RefSeq lists its product as uncharacterized. The transcript is spliced from 2 exons. Lineage: Eukaryota; Fungi; Basidiomycota; Agaricomycetes; Agaricales; Hydnangiaceae. The record is from RefSeq and is a predicted model, not a curated record. The coding region runs from base 1 to 345 and encodes 114 amino acids.
AUGUGGACCAUUUGUUCAAAAAUUAUUCUAAGAAGGGAGGCUAUCUACAUUAGGAGACAGCCCCUCCUCCUCAAGAACGGUAGGGGCCCCUACGAUGUCUAUGCGGGUUCCUACGAUGUCUAUGCGGGUUCCUACGAUGUCUAUGCGGGUUCCUACCUGAUCCUCGCCGUCUGCCGUUCACUCGCAUCGGGCUGUACACGCUGGUGUUUGGCUCGAAACAGAGCUUUCGGCCCUACACAUUGGUGUUGGGGUCGUACAUCCGGCAUUGGGUUAGAGAGGUCGGCAUUGGUCGUACACACUGGCGUUGGGCUCAAAAUGUCGGUGUUCGGUUGUAUAUGCUGGUAA